Messenger RNA from Sparassis crispa, 1335 nucleotides. RefSeq lists its product as hypothetical. The transcript is spliced from 12 exons. Bases 1 to 1335 code for a protein of 444 amino acids. The record is from RefSeq and is a predicted model, not a curated record. Lineage: Eukaryota; Fungi; Basidiomycota; Agaricomycetes; Polyporales; Sparassidaceae.
AUGGCAGGGCAAUGGUACAGUAAGCGUACGAUCUCUCGCGAAGAGCCCUCAGUCUCGCUCCCGUCGCCUGUCUCUACCAGGACAGCUUCGCCAGAAGACGUGAACCCUCUCUCUGCUGAGGAUGCGCUUAUACCAGCUGCUCUUGAGGAGUUGGAAUUGCUCGGCUUGGCGGGGUCCCAUCUCACCCUCGGGGAAGACCACGAGCACAAGACGGCCCCUCUCAUUACGCGUGAGGCGUAUUUACUCACCGAACCCACGCACAGGCCGUCGCAGUAUGGCGUUCUGGGGGCCGCUCUCUCCGUACAUGAGCAAAACGGAAAGUCCGACAGCCCGAGGGACCCACGGCUGUAUAUUAAUACAAAUGCUCCGCUGUCGGCCAUCGUCUGCGGCGUUCAGGGCUCUGGCAAGUCACACACCGUCUCGGUGCUGCUGGAAAAUAUGCUAAUCCCUCGACACGCACCCAUCGGCAACGGGGAGAAGGCCCUUUCAGGGCUGGUUUUGCAUUUUGGCGAAGCAGGUGCGGAACUCGAUGCGGAAGCCUUCUUGUCGAUGAUGGCGGUAGGGUCAUCCGACUCGGCGCCGCUGUACGUGCAGACUAUCCUGUCGAUCCUGCGGGACCUCGGAGAAAAGUUUACAUACUCGAAGUUUCAACGCGAACUUGACGACCGCAAGUUUAAUCCUGCCCAGCGAGCCGGGCUAGAACAGCGAAUGGCGUUGCUCAAAGGAUUCAUCGAUACGAAAGCUGGGCAUCGCAAGAAACGUUUCGCUGCUGGACAGUUGACGAUCAUCGACCUCUCCGAUCCGUUCAUCGAUCCCGCCGCUGCUUGUGGGCUGUUCGAGAUCGUCAUCCGCCAGUUCGUACGUGCGCAUGUCGGGACCGGCAAGGUCCUCGUCGUCGACGAGGCGCAUAAGUACCUCGCGGCGAACAAGGGCAACUCCAGGCUGACGAAGGCGUUGCUCUCGCUGACGCGCCAGCAGCGCCAUAUGGCCAUGCGCGUGCUCAUCAGCACCCAAGAACCAACCGUCGUCCCGCCGGUCCUGCUCGAUCUCUGCAGCGUCGCGAUCCUGCACCGCUUCUCCUCCCCCUCCUGGUGGGACCACGUCGCGAAGCACGUCUCCGCAAACCUGUCGGACGAGGCCUUUGACCAGAUAGUCAAGCUGCGCACCGGCGAGGCAAUCGUCCUCGCGCCGUCCGGGCUCGGCGUCUUCGCCAGGAGGGAUGCGGACGGCGCCCCUGCGGCGCGCGAGCUCGGGCAGUUCGGUCGGCGGUACCUCUUGGUGAAGACUCGUCAGCGGGUGACGACAGACGGAGGUGCCUCGGUUCUGGUGGUGUAA